Molecule: messenger RNA, 1077 nt
Organism: Zasmidium cellare ATCC 36951
Lineage: Eukaryota; Fungi; Ascomycota; Dothideomycetes; Mycosphaerellales; Mycosphaerellaceae
Exons: 3
Coding region: 1-1077 (358 amino acids)
Source: RefSeq, a predicted model, not a curated record
AUGACGGAUUGGCUGUUCCUCAGCUACGAUCACCCUGACCACGCAAGAAGUCGACAAGCUCGGAGAACGAUUCGUGCCCAUAUCACGUCACGGCAGCAUGCGUUGAAUCGACAAUCUCCGCCUAAAACGUCAUCGAGCGGUGAUGCAGCCAGCAAGCCACAUGAGUACGAAGAUGAACACGGCCCCUUGUCUGCUUCCAGAUCGUCCACCAGCCAACUUCCCUCUAGACCUGGCACCCAGACUUCUAGUGCAAAGCCACGCCUGAGACCAAAGCCACCCUCGCCGCAUAUUUCACGCUUGGUGCCGGACGAAGAGGACGAGGCUUUAGACGGCAACCAUUCUCCGAAGACAUGCAGCAAAACGACACGCAACAAACGGCCACGUUCGACUACCACGACAUCAAUACCAACAGAGGUUGACCUCAACGUCGUACCGGUCCCGCGAAGAGACUGGUACGAAUGGCUUCACGACUACUGGUUCGAAGGGACACUGCCAAAGGCCAAGGGUCGUUUGAAAGUGAAUGACGACCAGCUGCGACGAUACAUCUCGUGGACCCGGCGCCUACAAAUUACUGAACCGGCAAUGUACUACAUGUCUCUACUGCUUGCCACAGGCAUUCCGGUAUCGAACGGUCAAUUCCCGCUGGUGAAAGCGCUCUGGCUACGAGGGUGUGCGAUUGCGGCAAUCAACGAAGCGCUUGAUGAUCCUGAACGAGCUACGAGCGAUGCCUUGAUCCAAGCCGUGGGGUUUGUCGCUCUGCAUGAGCAUAUCUACGGAGACAGGACUGCCGCCCAUGAGAUCCACCGCCCUGCACAGAAUCGCAUGAUCAAGUUGCGAGGCGGUAUUGAAAGACUCGACCUUCCGAUGGAAGUCAGACAGAUCAUGGUUUGGUAUGACACCCUAAUGGCGUCCGAAGCUGGUAACGAGCCAUACUUCGAAAGCUUCACGGACGGACAGCGUGUGAAGGCGUAUAGCAGCGACGAAGCCAUUGCUGUCACAAACAACGCCUCUCCGUAUCGCAACAAGCAUCCAGGUUACAGCCUGCCGGCCGACGUCGAAUUUCCACCUGACGAUUGA